Dermatophagoides pteronyssinus (European house dust mite) is the source of this 2346-nucleotide messenger RNA. RefSeq lists its product as uncharacterized. The record is from RefSeq and is a predicted model, not a curated record. Lineage: Eukaryota; Metazoa; Arthropoda; Arachnida; Sarcoptiformes; Pyroglyphidae.
AUGAUAAAUUAUCGAAUAUUAUUGAUGUUGACGACGAUAAUCAACCACAACAACAGAAGCAACAAGAAUUUUUUCAACAAAAAUUACCAUUCGAUCAGACGAAAGAUUUAAUUAUUCAUGGAUCAAAAAUUGAAAGGCUAUAUUUUCAAAUAUCAAAACGAAUGGAAAAUAUUUCCUUGACUGUAUCAUUAUGUGAUGGUCCAAACGAUAACAAACAACCACAACCACCACCAACCAUCCACAUUGAAUUAUAUUUUAUCAAUUUAAAAACAAUUAAAAAAUUUCAAAAACGUAAAAUUGGUCGUCGAUCAAAUACCGAUAAUAAUAAUAAUUAUCAUCAAACAAAUCGAAUAUGGUCCAGAAUGAUUAAUCGUAAAUUAUCAAAACGUUCUCGGAAUUAUCGAAAACUUUUAGUUUUAGAACAAUAUUUAUUUCAUUCAUUGAUUAAUUCAUCAUCACCGCCGACAACAUUGCAGCAACAACAAUCUCGUAUAACAUUCGGUAAUGGAAUUGUUUUUCAACCAGGUCUUUAUAUUAUUCAAUUGGAAUUGCAACAAUUUCCAUUUGACAAAGACGAUGAUGAUUAUAAGAAAUCUGAUGAUGAUAUUCUUUUACAAUUAUAUCUGAAUUCAAUGGCAAAUUCUUCUCCGUAUCCUAUAUUACCACCAGUUGCAUCAAUAAUGAUUAAACAAAUCGAAUCAAAAGAUGAUACUUCUACAAAUCAAUCUUCAUCAGCCGUUGAAAUUUGGUGGAAUCCAAUUCCAAUCUCUCCGGCAUCUACCAUUAUUGAUCAAAAUUAUGAAUAUUGUUUAUUGAUUACCAAACAACAACCAGCCGAAGAAGAUGAUGGUAAUCAUUAUCGUCGUUACAAAGAUAAAUGUUCAAUCGAACAGAUUCCUAUUGAAUCAGAUCGUUCAAUUCGAAUAUGUUCGAAUCAAACAAAAAUAUUUGUAAAUAAUUUACUUGCUGAACAAUUGUAUUUUGUCGAUGUUUUUGUUCGAAAUCUAAAACAUUCGAAUGGUGGAAUGCAAUCAAAAUAUUGGACAACAAAUUUUACAUUGAUUGAUUAUCAUCGACAACAACAACAACAACAUCGCGAACAAGAAGAACAGAAAAAUUGGCAAGAAAAAUCAUCAUUACCAUUAUUACAUGAUAGUUUAUUUACAGGAAUAUUUUUAGAUUCAAAAAAUCAAUAUCGUAAACGUUUUCUAUUUAAACUACCCAUAUUAUCAUCAUUGAAUGGCAACGAUCAACAGCAGCCGCAAAAACUUUAUAUUUAUAUUCAACCUUGUUCGGGUUUGGGACCAAUACAACUGAAUGUUGAAGAAAUUUCAUUAAAUUAUUUUGAUCAAUUACGGCGGCGACGUCGACGACAAGGAAAACAUCAUCACCAUCAUCGCCGUCGCCAUCGUCAGGACAAUUUUGACAAUUCAAUCAACGAUGAUGAUAUCAUGGAUGAAGAAGAGGAUAAUCCAUUUCCAUCGAAUGAAAAUUCAAUUUUAUUUUUCGAUGAAAUUAUUGAAACACGAACAAUUGAAAUCAACGUACCGAUUCGUUCAAAUUAUCAAAUCAUUAAUACUGGUUUGAUAUAUUUAAUUAUUGAAUUGAAUACUGUUUCUUCGAUGCAAACACGUAGUAUGAUUAUGUUGUUGACAAAUUCAUUGGUAAAAUUUCCAUUUCCACGUCUACCGCAAGAUAAAUCUAUUCGGGUAAUGGAAACAUUAAAACAAUGUGAUUCAAUAACAUUGGUUUGGAAUGCAUCACCCGAUGAACGUGUUACAUAUUGUAUACUGCAACGUGAUGCAAAAUAUGGUCAUAGUUUUGAAGAAUCGAAAAAUUUUUGUCAAAAAAUUAAAUCACCACCGCCAUCAACAAUUGAUAGACAAAGUUCUAGUCAAAAUAAUGAUUUAGAUGAUAUGAUUUAUUGGAAUGAUCGUUAUCAAAAUGAACAUUCAUAUCCAACACGUAAAGUUCUUUGUCGAAGAUAUCGAACACAAAAACGUAUUAAUAAUGAUUUAAUAAUGCAACAGAUAAAAAAAUUACAACCCGGACGACAAUAUAUAUUUAUGAUACAGAUAAAAGGACGUAAAAAUCAAUUAAAUUAUGAACAAAUUUAUGUUGAAACAAAGAAUUUUGAUGAAUGUUUAUCGUCAUCAUCAUCAAAUUGGCAGAAUGGCAACGAUGAAAAUGAUGAUGGCCAAUCGGAUGGUCUUGGUGAACGACGAAAACGUUGGCGUGGACGUUCAUUGUGAUCGUUUUGUUCAUCGAAAAGAUCAAAAAAACCAGAAAAACAUCUAAGUCAAAACAACCAUCAUUCGAUUCAUUUUUGUAAAAAUCAACCAAAAA